This is a messenger RNA of Sabethes cyaneus, 891 nucleotides long. It is a transcript of the gene Cdk2, whose product is annotated as cyclin-dependent kinase 2. NCBI's taxonomy places the organism in Eukaryota, Metazoa, Arthropoda, Insecta, Diptera, Culicidae. Gene Ontology annotation, molecular function: cyclin binding; cyclin-dependent protein serine/threonine kinase activity; ATP binding. The record is from RefSeq and is a predicted model, not a curated record. The transcript has 2 exons. Gene Ontology annotation, biological process: signal transduction; regulation of gene expression; protein phosphorylation. The coding region runs from base 1 to 891 and encodes 296 amino acids. Gene Ontology annotation, cellular component: nucleus; cyclin-dependent protein kinase holoenzyme complex; cytoplasm.
AUGCCGAACAUUCUUGACUACCAGCGCACGGAGAAAAUUGGUGAGGGAACAUACGGCGUUGUAUAUAAGGGGAAGCAUAUCAAAACCCAACGAUAUGUUGCACUCAAACGCAUUAGACUAGACAGCGAGAGCGAAGGCGUUCCUUCAACGGCAAUUCGAGAGAUUUCUUUGCUGAAAGACUUGCAGCACUACACCAUAGUAGAACUUCUCGACGUGGCUGUUAUGGACUCCGAUAUUUACAUGAUCUUCGAAUAUUUGGAUAUGGAUCUGAAAAAGCUGCUGGAUAAGUAUAAAUCCUCAUUUACGCCGAAACUUGUCAAAAGUUACAUGCACCAAAUGCUAGAUGCCAUUGCUUUCUGUCACUUGCAUCGAAUUCUACACCGAGAUCUUAAGCCGCAAAAUUUACUUAUUGACCGAGAAGGACACAUUAAAUUAGCCGAUUUUGGUCUAGCACGAUCAUUCAAUUUUCCUAUGCGACCAUACACUCAUGAGGUAGUUACGCUGUGGUAUCGGGCACCGGAAAUCUUGCUGGGAACUAAAUUCUAUGCUAUCGGGGUGGACAUUUGGAGUUUGGGCUGCAUUUUCGCCGAAAUGAUCCUAAAACGACCGUUGUUCCCAGGGGAUAGCGAAAUCGAUCAGCUGUAUAGAAUUUUCCGCACCAUGGGAACACCGAACGAAAGUAAUUGGCCCGGUGUUUCACAGCUACCAGAUUACAAACGGACAUUUCCCUGCUGGGAUAAACAGCCAAUUCCAGACGAAAUCGGUCGCUUCAUGGCUCAGGAUUUAUUCCGAGAACUGAUGAUUUAUGAUCCUACACAGCGUAUUUCGGCACGGAAUGCCAUGGCGCAUCCAUACUUUGACGAUGUAGAACUAGUAGCACCAGGUAUAUAG